This is a messenger RNA of Periophthalmus magnuspinnatus, 1784 nucleotides long. Its product is annotated as zinc finger protein 648-like. The record is from RefSeq and is a predicted model, not a curated record. Gene Ontology annotation, biological process: regulation of transcription by RNA polymerase II. Gene Ontology annotation, cellular component: nucleus. The transcript is spliced from 5 exons. Gene Ontology annotation, molecular function: sequence-specific DNA binding; DNA-binding transcription factor activity, RNA polymerase II-specific. Lineage: Eukaryota; Metazoa; Chordata; Actinopteri; Gobiiformes; Gobiidae. The coding region runs from base 123 to 1091 and encodes 322 amino acids.
UUUUGCAAUAGUCUCGCGUUAGAUUGCGAGAUUUUCAUCGGUCACGUGAUCUCCGCAGACCUCACCCUCCCGACAAGGGGACUGCGCCGACGACGGUUGUGGCCACUGGUCUUUUGUGAACCAUGGAGUUGAAAUAUGACAACCUUUCAGAGUAUAAAGUGGAGAAUCUUCAGUGCUUUCUGUGCUUCAUUACCUUUCGUGAUCCAAAGUCAAAAGCAAGACACAUGAAGAAAACCCAUGGAGACAUCUAUAAGCAACAGCUACAAUUGACUGAAACAAAAUUUUCCUGCUACAAGUGUGACAAGAUUUAUAGCACGUCUGAGGAGCUCAGCGAACACUCGGCCACACACGACAACAAUGAGAAAAGUUUUCAAUGCCCCUACUGUCGGGCAACUUUCUACACUUUUACAGAGGUGACAAAACACAGGAGGUGGGACUGUGGCAAGCGGCAAUGCCCCUGCAAAGACUGUGGACUCAAAUUUCCGAACCCAUCCCGAUUGAAUCAACACAGACUUAAAGUACAUUCUUCACGAGUUGGAUCUUCAAUAGAGGAGGAUUUGACCUACAAGUGCCCCAAAUGUGACUGUAUUUUUCAAAAUGAAGAUGAGCUUAUUGACCACCAGGAAAGAGAUAUGGAUUGUACAAUAUCUGAACCAAAACCGCCUCCCAAAAAACGAGGUCGCAAACCCAAAAAUGAGAAGGAAUCUAUAACUAAAAAAGACAUGACUGAAUAUAGAUCUAGUAAUAAUGUUGUGGAGGAUGUACUCUCAAUCAAAAAGGAGAAAGUAGAGCUGGAGAUCCCAUGUCCCGAAGCAAAUUGCGACCUUGUUUUCUCGUCUGUUGAUGCCUUGAGGGCCCACAAAAAGGAGCAGCACAGCAAACCAUCCCGUAAAUCCCAUGCAUGCUCCGAAUGUGAACAGAGUUUUACUGAAGCCAACCAGUUCACCGUACACGUAGCAAAAGACCAUUGCUCUGAGGAGUACACAUGCCCCACCUGUGGAGAGGGGUUUCCAGACACAAGUGACCUCAUUGACCACAUGAGCACCCACUGUAAAAAAGAAGAGCCUGAAUUUAAUGCGGAAAAUGUGUAAACACUUACUAUAACCUUUUCAUUAUAUACACUGAUACAAAACAUGUGGUAUAUUUAAAAAGAACCAAUUCUUAAGAAUUUUUGCAUGUCUUUCCCUUGCUCCUCUUCAACUCAAAUGUGUAUAGGUGAAUUGGUGACUCAGAAUUGUCCAUGGUCAAUGAAUGUGAGAGUGAAUGGUUGAAACUAGUCAACGCCCCAGAUGUACCCCACCCAAGGCCAGUUACAGGGAUGACUUCCAGAACUCGCAUCACUGUAGGAGCUUUAUACAAUAUUCUUAUUUUUACACAAAGUAAUUUCACACUCAUUGCCCAUAUUUAUGUUUAUUUGAAGACCAAUUUUGAUUUAAAGGUAGCAAACGUAUGUACCCUCUAUCAAUAUGUGUGUAGAGUUUUCUGUUAAAUAAUCAAAAUAAGUCAUAUUUUAAGGGCAAAAUUGAAAGAUUUGUAGAUUUGCUAGAUUAUGUACAGUAAUAUUCUGUUUGUUAUACAUGUGGUGGAUAAUGCAUACGAAAUAGUAUGUUUUGCAAAAGACACAAUAUUGCCGAAAAUAUUCAAAAUAAUAAACUUGUACAUUUGAGUAUUGCUGUAUAUUGAGAAGCUUGCAUCACUAUACUUUUCUCAAUGCUUCUAAUUUUCCUCAUUAAUUUAUUCAUUUUGACUCUCAUUUAAUACUAUUAUGCAAUGACCAUAUGGAC